AUGCGUGUUGUCAUGGUGACCAGCCCCUCCACCCCUUCCCCCCUCCUCUGGUUGGUCCAGCUUUUACUGUGGCUCCACCACCAUGGACCUCAGGUAACAGAGGCCGCGCCCCCAUGUCCAAACCCCUGUAGCUGCUCCAAUCAGGCAAGCCGAGUCAUCUGUACAAGGAAGAGUUUGGUGGAAGUACCGGACAGUAUUUCUGUGAACACAAGAUACCUUAACCUACAAGAGAACACGAUUGAGGUGAUAAAGUCUGACACAUUCAAGCACCUGCGGCAUUUGGAAAUCCUGCAGCUUUCCAAGAACCACAUCCGACAAAUCGAGGUGGGCGCGUUCAAUGGCCUGCCCAACCUCAAUACCCUGGAGCUCUUCGACAACCGCCUCACGCUGGUACCGUCGCAGGCCUUUGAGUACCUCAGCAAGCUGCGGGAGCUCUGGCUACGGAACAACCCCAUCGAGACACUGCCGGCGUACGCUUUCCACCGCGUUCCCUCCCUGCGCCGUCUCGACCUGGGCGAACUACGGAAGUUGGACUACAUCUCUGAGGCCGCCUUCGAGGGCCUGUUCAACUUGCGUUUCCUGAACCUGGGCAUGUGCGGUCUGAAGGAAAUCCCCAACCUCACACCCUUGGUCCGACUGGAGGAGCUAGAGCUGUCUGGGAACCAGCUGGGGAAUGUCCGUCCCGGCUCGUUCCAAGGCCUGGUGUCGCUGCGCAAACUGUGGCUCAUGCACUCCAAGGUGACGGUCAUUGAGCGCAAUGCCUUCGACGACCUGAAGAACCUCGAGGAACUCAACCUGUCCCACAACACCUUGCACUCGCUGCCCCACGAUCUCUUCACCCCGCUGCACCAGUUGGAGCGGGUGCACCUCAACCACAACCCCUGGGUGUGCAACUGCGAUGUCCUGUGGCUUAGCUGGUGGCUGAAGGAGACGGUGCCCAGUAACACAACAUGCUGUGCCCGCUGCCACGCGCCCCCAGGCCUGAAGGGCCGGUACAUUGGUGAGCUGGACCAGAGCCACUUCACAUGCUACGCUCCCGUCAUUGUAGAGCCACCCACUGACCUCAAUGUCACAGAGGGCAUGGCUGCUGAGCUGAAGUGUCGCACUGGCACCUCCAUGACGUCUGUCAACUGGCUCACCCCAAAUGGCACCCUCAUGACGCAUGGGUCGUAUCGCGUCAGGAUCUCAGUCCUUCACGAUGGAACUCUGAAUUUCACCAAUGUGACUGUGCAGGACACGGGCCAAUACACCUGCAUGGUGACCAACUCCGCCGGCAACACUACGGCAACCGCAGUGCUCAACGUGUCUACCUCCGACUCCAGCAACCCUUUCAGCUACUUCACCACCGUCACUGUGGAAACCGUGGAAACUAACAAUGGGGAGGAUUCCGCUGCAAGGCAGUACAUCAACGAAACCUACGUACCGCCAGAUUACCUGGGUCCCACUGUUUCAGGAGGGGUACUGGGUAAAGGCAGGGCUGGAUUCACCAUAUCUCCAUCUCGCUCAUCUCUCUCCUCUCUGUCACCGCGAGCCACCAGAGCCACUGAAAAGGCAGUCACAGUGUCGAUAAUGGAGGUCACGAACAUCCCUGGCCUGGAUGACGUGAUGAAGACCACCAAGAUCAUCAUUGGCUGCUUCGUGGCCAUCACCUUCAUGGCGGCCGUGAUGCUGGUGGUCUUCUACAAGCUGAGGAAGCAGCACCAGCUGCACAAGCACCAUGGCCCCACCCGCGCCAUCGAGAUCAUCAACGUGGAGGAUGAGAUGGGUGCCGGGGCCGGGAGCGGCAUCUCAGGGGGAUCGACCAUGCAAUCUGGGUGCGGAGGAGACGGAACCUUGAGGAUGCAUCACCCGGAAAUAGUCAACCUUCCCAACAUCGGGCGAUCAGAGCAUCUUAACCAUUACUACAAGGCCAAUCAUUUCAACAACAACGUGAUGGGUUUGAGCAUUGGGACAGGGGCAGGCAUCAGUACUCUAAGCAACAAGAACAACCCGUCCCCACUGAACCAGCAAGGCCAGGAUAUCCCCAUCUCCUGUACACAGGUUCCAAUCUCCUCAACCACUUUCCAGACCAUGUCCGGAAAUGGCGCCAACACCAACCCUCUUUCUGUUUCCCCACCUUUGCCGAUGUCCCUCCCCAUGUCCCCCAUGGGAUUACACGGAUCGAUCAAGGGUUUCAUGGGCCAGAACCAGAAUCCACAAAUGGAGCCUCUUUUGUUCAAGGGAAACUCAAAGGAAAACGUUCAAGAGACUCAAAUCUGAAAAAAAAGAGUGAGGAGAGAGAGAGUGCAAGGGAAAGACAGAGAGGGGAUUGAUGGCCUCUUUACGUGCCGAACGAUUAAACACUACAGUGCAUUGACAUUACACCAGGAGAGGGGAUAGACUGACACUGCAAUACACAAACACAUAGACUGGUCAGCGACAGUGUACUGAGCCAAGGAUUACCACAAUGGGCUACUUGUGUUUGUAGUAACGAUCACGGCAAUGGAGUUCAAAAACGAACA
Salvelinus namaycush (lake trout) is the source of this 2501-nucleotide messenger RNA. RefSeq names its product leucine-rich repeat-containing protein 4B-like. The record is from RefSeq and is a predicted model, not a curated record. Gene Ontology annotation, cellular component: plasma membrane. NCBI's taxonomy places the organism in Eukaryota, Metazoa, Chordata, Actinopteri, Salmoniformes, Salmonidae. The transcript is spliced from 2 exons. Gene Ontology annotation, molecular function: protein binding. The coding region runs from base 1 to 2259 and encodes 752 amino acids.